AUGGAUUGUAAUACAAGGGGAACGACAGAAAACAAGAACUUGGACCUUGAGAGUUCCACGUCAGGUAAUUUAAAAUCCAUCCACAAUGAGGUUCAUUCGAGAAAACACUCAAGGAAGGGGGAAAUUCCAAUUCGCCUCCCAUCAAUGGUGGGGAAUCCUCCAGAUUCUGGUAAUAGUAAAUCUUGGGUCUGCAUGAAUUCAGCUUGCAAAGCUGUCCUUUCUUCAGAGGAUACGUUCUGUAAGAGGUGUUCCUGUUGCAUUUGUCACCUAUUUGAUGACAACAAGGAUCCCACUCUAUGGUUGGUUUGCGGAUCCGACUCCAGUGAUCUUGAUUCUUGUGGGUUAUCAUGUCAUGUAGAAUGUGCCAUUCAACAUCAAAAAGCAGGUGUUGUGAACCUUGGAGAAUCACUGCAGCUUGAUGGGAGUUAUUGCUGUGCUUCUUGUGGCAAGGUUUCUGGUAUAUUUGGGUAAGUUCUUCUAUCUCUUUGUCCAAAUGUUUGUGAUAUUCCUUCAUAGAUUAUUUUCCACUUGAUGAUCAUUCUCUGGCAUAAAAAUGACGUACCAAGUAAGAUUACUGCAGCACUAUUGAACAUAUGCAUGACUGAACUGAACCGGAGUUCAGCUGAUGGACAAUUCUCUAACUCACGGUAAUGCUUUUUCCCAAAGCAAAUCUCGGUACAUGGUUUCCCACCAUCAGGUUUUGUGCAAAAUGAGGUUGCCCAGACUCCAGCCUACCUUUUUCGUGGUGUCUCCUUCGUAUGUUUUCAUAGUGUCACCUAUGCAGCACCUAGUAGAAAGGGAACAAAAAGGGAAAUGUCAUUCUGGUGCCUUGGCAAGCAGCUCUUAUAUGUGCUCACUUGGUAAUCAUAGUAUGUUGUACGUUUGUUUGUUGCCUGUCAUCUUGUAGAUAUUCCUCAAGUAUUCUUAUGGCCUUGAAAAAUUGUUAUGACAAACAAAAGAUAUGAGCAGAUACUUAACCAUCUAGACAUUUGAAAGCAGGUUAAAGCUUGCAUAUUAAAUUGUAAUAUGCUGUAUCCUACCAUUGAGUUCAACAAUCUAAAAUGAUCACAUUCAAUUAUUUAUAUUUCAUUGCCUCCAAUGAUAUGCAGACUUAGGUUAAGUGGAUAUUACAGAUGAUACACUCAGACUUUAAUAAAUGAACGAAAAGUUUCUCUCUUAGUAAACUGAUCAGUUAAUACUUGGCACGAAGGACUAUUUCUUAUAUUGAUAGUGAAGUGAUUAGUUGCCUUUUGAUGGUUCGGGAAAAUAUUUAGCUUAAGAGAUGUGGAUUUUAUAUGGUUUUAGUAGGUAAGUUAAACUUUUCUAGGUGAUCUGACCAAUCACCAUUCACAAAUUCACAGGUUCUGGAGGAAACAACUUGCAAUAGCAAAAGAUGCACGGCGUGUAGAUAUUCUUUGCUACCGUAUAUCUUUGAGUUACAGGCUGUUAGAGGGCACUUCCCAUUUCAAGAUCAUGCAUGAAGUGGUGAGUGAGGCGAAGGCAAAGCUUGAGACUGAAGUGGGUCCGGUGAGUGGAGUUUCUGCCAAAAUGGCUCGGGGCAUUGUGAGCAGGCUUUCUGUUGCUGGUGAUGUGCAGAAACUUUGUUCUCUUGCGAUUGAGAAGGCAGAUCAAUGGCUGAGCUCAAUUGCAGAUGCAAAUCCAAAUGGCCGAAGUGUGUGCUGUAAUGAUCACUUGUUGAAAUUGUUCCACUUAGAAUUCCAAGUAGGUAUUCCAUAUAAAUCCUUUUUCUUUUUUUGGUUUUAUCGCAGGGGAUUUUCUUCCUGCUGCAUGCAGAUUCCAUUUUGAGGACAUCACAUCAUCUACGAUCGUGAUUGUGCUGAAGGAGACAAGUUCAUUGGAAGGCAAUGUUAUCGAGGGCUAUAAGCUGUGGUACUGCAACAGUAGAGAGCAAGAAACAGAGAAGAUGCCUGUUAUUUUCCCAAAAAAUCAAAGAAGGAUUCUCAUAUCUAAUCUGCAACCGUGCACAGAAUAUACAUUCAGGAUAAUCUCAUUUACAGAGUCAGGUGAUUUGGGCCAUUCUGAAUCCAAAUGCUUUACAAGAAGCGUUGAGAUAAUCCAGAAAAUAUCUGAGAAGUCACGGGCUCAAGCUGGUUCAUCCAGUGCGAGGAGAGAGACCAAGGUUCCAGCAACAGGAUCUUCUGGCUUUAAGGUGCGAAACCUUGGGAAAAUAUUGCGCUUGGCCUGGGCCCACGAACAUGGUGGCCUUGAAGGAUUUCGCGGUGACUCUGCCGAGGGAGAGUCCUGCAGGCAUAGUGGUGGAGAAGAACCAGAGGGUUCUGUGCAGGAGCAUCGUCGUCACCCUUCAGUUUCCUGCGGUCUCAACCUGAACAUGCUUUCAGCCCUUGGGAUGAACCCGGAGUUUCUGGCAUCAAUCGGCUGUUCUGAUAGUGAUGCUUAUGAUAAGAAUGGGUCUACGGGAUCCGACACAUGUGAGGAUUCUCAAACUUGGACCGUCAGGGAGUGUGGGGAGAUACCUGCAGUAGAAUCUAAACCAGAUAUCUGCAGGAAACGAACAGGUGUUGCGGAUGAAGAAAUGUACGACGGUGACAGCACCCUGGUUAAUGCUUCACCUCCCAGACUCUCCAAUGGGUGCUCUGGGAGACUUGACGACCACUACGAGUACUGUGUGAAGAUCCUGAGGUGGCUGGAGUGCGAGGGGCACAUUGGAAGGGACUUCCGCAUGAAGUUUCUUACUUGGUUCAGCCUGAGAUCAACGGAGCAGGAGCGUCGGGUGGUGCACACUUACAUCGACACGCUUGUGGACGACCCUGGUUCUUUGGCAGGGCAGCUCGUGGAUUCCUUUUCGGGAAUUGUAACCUGCAAACGGCUGCGGAAUGGUUCUUGCGGCGAGCUGUGCGCUGCUGACUUCUAA
This is a messenger RNA of Spirodela intermedia, 2893 nucleotides long. The record is from the annotation of a GenBank genome assembly. Lineage: Eukaryota; Viridiplantae; Streptophyta; Magnoliopsida; Alismatales; Araceae.